AUGUUAGAAGACGAAGAAGAGGAAGAAGAAGAAGAUAAGGAAGAAGACGAAGGAGAGGAAGAAGCAGAAGAAGCAGAAGAAGGAGAGGAAGAAGCAGAAGAAGCAGAAGAAGGAGAGGAAGAAGCAGAAGAAGCAGAAGAAGAAGGAGAGGAAGAAGCAGAAGAAGCAGAAGAAGAAGGAGAGGAAGAAGCAGAAGAAGGAGGAGAGGAAGAAGCAGAAGAAGGAGAGGAAGAAGAGGAAGAAGCAGAAGAAGGAGAGGAAGAAGCAGAAGAAGCAGAAGAAGGAGAGGAAGAAGCAGAAGAAGCAGAAGAAGCAGAAGAGGAAGAAGCAGAAGAAGCAGAAGAAGGAGAGGAAGAAGCAGAAGAAGCAGAAGAAGGAGAGGAAGAAGCAGAAGAAGCAGAAGAAGGAGAGGAAGAAGCAGAAGAAGCAGAAGAAGGAGCAGAAGAAGCAGAAGAAGGAGAGGAAGAAGAGGAAGAAGGAGCAGAAGGAGAGGAAGAAGCAGAAGAAGAAGCAGAAGAAGAAGCAGAAGAAGGAGAGGAAGAAGAGGAAGAAGCAGAAGGAGAAGCAGAAGGAGAAGCAGCAGAUUUUCUAAACACAAUGCUAAAGAAUGUAGAUGUCUAG
Oncorhynchus kisutch (coho salmon) is the source of this 621-nucleotide messenger RNA. Its product is annotated as cilia- and flagella-associated protein 251-like. Bases 1 to 621 code for a protein of 206 amino acids. NCBI's taxonomy places the organism in Eukaryota, Metazoa, Chordata, Actinopteri, Salmoniformes, Salmonidae. The record is from RefSeq and is a predicted model, not a curated record. The transcript has a single exon.